AUGACUCACUCACGAGAUAUCUUCCAGGAAGCCCUCCAGAAAUUCAAGGCACGUCUGAAGGCCGAUGAAGAGAAAAAAUUCAAGUUCACAACCUUGGACGAUGUACGGCGAACGGUGCAACAGAUUCAGCAGCAGCAGGAGCGAACAAAGACAAUGCAGAAUAUGACUCGUAUAAUGGGCUUUCUCGAGGCCGUUGAUCAGCUUGGGAAAGUGGUAGACGUAUUCCUCAAUGCGUCAUCCUUCAUCGCGUUUGUUUGGGGACCGGUCAAGUUUCUGUUGCUGGUAAGCACUACCUGGGCAGAGUCGCUGGACACCCUUCUCGACGCUUACCGGCAGAUUGGCGAGCUGAUCCCCCAGCUGCUGCAAUACAAGGAUCUGUUCGAAGAGGAUGAGGGCCUGCGCAAUAUCCUCGGUCACAUUUACACCGAUAUUCUGGAAUUUCAUCGUAAGGCUCUGCGGAGCUUUGAUGGGUCGGGGUGGCGUCAUGUUUUUAAAGCAACAUGGAAGACCUUCAACGCCACUUUUCGGCACAUUCUGGAAGAUUUACGACGCCAUAGGGACUUUCUUUCGGAGCAAGCCCAGUUGAUUCAUUACCGCCACUAUCGCUCUGACAGACAAAUGCUGCAAUCCCAUGUCCAAAAGUAUGAACUGGAUAGAGACCGCAUAUUUGACGAGUUUCGAAGGGGUUAUAACAGUCAGAGGGAGCAAGAGUACAUCUCGGCUGUUCAGUGGAUCUCAGCACCACAAAUGAUUCUGGAUCACGAAGCAUUCUGUGAAGUCAGGAAGGAAUGCGCCGGCUCUGGUGACUGGAUUCUACAGCAUCAUAUCAUUCGCGAAUGGAGGGACAUUGAUCCACCGGUGUCAUCCAUUGUGUGGAUGAACGGCAUACCCGGCGCUGGUAAAACAAUUCUAGCAUCCACAAUUAUUCAGGACUGUUUGCGAGAUCAAUCUGUUACUAGCUAUUUCUAUUGCAAGGGCUCUGACUCUCAGACAAACACGACUCUCUCGAUCUACAAGGGAAUUUUGAGCCAACUAAUAUCGCAGUUUCGAGAACUGGUACCCUAUUUCCGUGAGAGACAACAAAAGAGUGGCGAUGUGACACUAAGCUCCCUCGAGCUCGCCAAGGGCUUACUUAAGAUAGCAUUUCAACGGAUCCCUAGACAGUGUAUUAUUAUCGAUGGUUUGGACGAAUGCGAGCCUGUGCACCAGAACCAGAUUCUUCCUUUUCUCAAGAAAUGUGUUGAAGAUUAUGAUGGUGAUGACCCUGGGAAGCUUCGAAUUUUGGUAGUCAGUCAAGAUACGCCGUCUAUUUUUAACUUUUUGAAGACUACAAGCAUUAUCCGCCUCAAGGCACAGGAUAACGAAUGCGACAUCAGGGCAUACGUGAAGAAGCGGGGCAGUAUAAUUCAGGUCAAGCAUGGCCUUGAUGACAGUCAGAGAAAAGAGAUUGAGGAUAUGACUUGUAUUAGAGCGCGUGGCAUGUUUCUCUUUGCAAAGCUCGUCAUGGGAAACCUAGAGCGUCAGACUCAAAAAAGAAACGUGGUUGGCGAGGAAUUGACAAAUUUUCCAAACGGACUCGGAGAAGCAUAUGAGCGUAUCAUGAGUCGAAUGGAGAGAGAUAGCAGCGAUGAUGAGUUGAAGAUGGCAAGAAAGCUUUUGGGCUGGAUGGUCUGCGCAUGCAGACCGAUGAAAUGGACUGAAAUCCAGGCCGUAUUAUCUAUUUACAUGGACAAUGAGCAGAUAGACUUUGACAGUCUAAAGCUUCGGGUCCAUAUUCGCGAUAUCUGCGGAUCUUUGGUUCAAGUAUUGCCUGGAGAGCGGGUGGAGCUGGUGCAUAGUACUGCGAAGAUGCACAUCACCGGGUCCAAUUAUAUCUAUGAGCCCUUGGUGCAAUACCAUCUCACAUUUUCCUGUCUGGGGUACCUGACCUUUGACUGCUUCACGACAGAGGAGCAAAAUGAACUGGAUCGUUAUGCUCUAGACGGCUACUAUGUGCUUCAAGAUUAUGCGAUAGCUGAAUGGGCCAACCAUUUACUAGCAAUGCUCAAUUACGGAACCAGUCUAGUGUCAAGCAUCACAGACACAGAUGUGUCCUUGGAUCAUUUCAACGACAUACUCUCCAGUUUUGUUGACAUCUAUGAGGUCACAGAGGCUGAUGAAGUGGACGAGGCGUGCAAACCAUUCGAAGGAAGCCCAGCUCAUGAUAACCUUCUGAGCUUGUUUGAUAAUAUUAGGCGACACAGAGCAAAAGGGCCCGAGACAAGAAAUGAUGUAAGCGUCGAGGGGUUACAUCGAGCUUUGGUUCGUGUGAGAGGCAGGAUCGAGAGCUUAGGGUCCUCCACCAGCCUCACUUCGGAGAAGAAGAAAGCUUUCCAGUCCUAUUACGGGGAGAAGGUCUAUAAAUGCCCCAAGCUGAGGUGUCCAUUCUUCUACGAAGGGUUCACGGACGGGAAGACCCGAGACCAGCACGUCAAGCGCCAUGAUCGUCCAUAUAUCUGCUCCAACUUGGACUGUACUGGGGCACAAUUCGGAUUUGUCAAUGCCAAAGACCUCGAAAAACAUACAAAACAAUGGCACCCCGAGAUCACAGACCUAGAAUCAAAAUUCAAUGAGGUCAAGCCAAUAAAGGGUCAAGCCAAGUGGGCAUGCAAUCUGUGUGAUAAGAGAUUCACUCGCCGUGGAAACUUGAACAGUCAUCUUCUCAAUCAUACUGGAGAGCGACCGUUCGCAUGUCGAGAAUGCGGGAGAGCUUUUACGCGAGAGCAUGACCGCAGCCGGCAUGAGAAAAUCCAUGAGCGAAGACUUAGGUAGGUCGUCUGCAUAGACUAGAAUGCAGAUCUCAGAAGUUACUAGAACAACCUACGGAGUACAUCAAUCUUAAUUUGACAACCAUAUCUAC
This is a messenger RNA of Penicilliopsis zonata CBS 506.65, 2899 nucleotides long. RefSeq lists its product as hypothetical. Lineage: Eukaryota; Fungi; Ascomycota; Eurotiomycetes; Eurotiales; Aspergillaceae. Bases 1 to 2811 code for a protein of 936 amino acids. The record is from RefSeq and is a predicted model, not a curated record. The transcript is spliced from 6 exons.